AGUGGAAUCAGUGGAGAAACCGGGAUAAAAAGGGGAAACUUUCCAGCAUUCGAAUAAAACUGUUAUUAAAGCUGCGAAGAAGAGGAACGGAAUAUACAAUAUCUGAAACAAGGAUCUUUUUUUCUUUCCAUUUUUAAGAUUUUUAAACUUUUUUAUUGAAAGGAGCUUCUUAAGAUUUCAAGAUGAUGCUGUGUGGCAUCUUUUUUCUGCUGAUGCUUUCGAGUUGCGAUGGUGCCAGAUUGGCAGAGAGUCGCGAUGAUAGCAGUGUGUAUGACCUAUUUGAGCUGGCGAGGGUGAGCAAAAGACACAACGGAGUGAGUCUAGUCAAAGGCGCAGACCCUUACAGUCCCGCAUACAAGGUCCUGAACGCAGACCUGAUUCCCCCAGUCCCCGACGCCUCCUUCAGGGACCUCCUCGAUUCCAUCCAGGCCGAGCGGGGAUUCCUCCUGCUACUUAACCUGAAGCAGUCCAAGAAAACUAGAGGCAGCCUGCUGACAGUCGAGAAGACCGACGGAUCUGGCCCUAUCUUCGAGAUCAUUUCUAACGGGAAGGCGAACACUCUUGAUCUGGUCUACUCCACCGAGAGGCAGCUGCAGGUGGUGUCCAUCGAAGAUGCCGGCUUGGCCAAUGGGCACUGGAGGAACCUCACGCUGUUCAUCCAGGAGGACAGGGCACAGCUUUUUGUGGGCUGUGAAGAGAUCAAUGUGUCAGAGCUGGAUGUGCCAAUCCAAACUUUACUGUCCAGGGAGUUGGCAGAUAGAGCCAGACUCAGGAUUGGAAAGGGGGCGGUGAAGGACAAGUUUAUGGGAGUCCUCCAGAAUGUCCAUUUUGUCUUUGGAACUUCUCUAGAUGCCAUACUGACCAAUAAGGGAUGUAAAAGUGGAGCUGCUUUAACCCAAAUGAUGACCCUGGACAACCCGGUCAAUGGUUCCAGUCCUGCCAUUAGAACCGAUUAUACUGGUCACAAAUCCAAAGAUCUGCAGACUGUCUGUGGUUUCUCAUGUGAGGACAUUACCAGCAUGUUUAAGGAGCUCAGGGGACUCAAUGUGAUUGUUAAGCAGCUGUCAAAUGAACUCCAAAAAGUGUCUACUGAUAGUGAGUUACUGAAAAAUCAGAUCAUCAUCCACAAUGGAGUCUGCAUCCAUAACGGCAUUGUGCACAAGGACAAAGAUGAAUGGACAGUGGAUGGCUGCACAGAGUGCACCUGUCAGAACUCUGCAACCAUAUGUCGCAAAAUCUCCUGUCCUCUCAUCCCCUGUGCCAAUGCCACUGUGCCCGAUGGAGAAUGCUGCCCACGCUGUGGAACACCGAGUGACUUUCCUGAGGGUGGUUGGUCUGCCUGGUCUGACUGGACCCAUUGUUCUGUGACUUGUGGUCGUGGAAUCCAGCAGCGUGGACGCUCCUGCGACCGCAUCAACAGCAAGUGUGAGGGCACAUCUGUCCAGACCCGUGACUGCUACCCGCAGGAAUGCGACAAGCGCUUCAAGCAGGAUGGAGGCUGGAGCCACUGGUCACCAUGGUCUUCAUGCUCUGUGACCUGUGGCAAAGGGGUCAUGACACAGAUCCGUCUCUGCAACUCCCCCACACCGCAGAUGGGUGGCAGAGACUGCCAAGGAGAAGGACGUCACACCAAAGUCUGCCAAAUGUCACCUUGUCCCAUUAAUGGAGAAUGGGGACCUUGGUCACCAUGGGAUACCUGCUCUGCAACCUGUGGUGGAGGAGUCCAAACAAGAAACCGUCUCUGCAAUGAUCCGAUGCCUAAAUAUGGAGGAAAAGAUUGCAUUGGUGAUGCUACCAUGGUUCAAAUCUGCAACAAACAGGACUGCCCUAUUGAUGGUUGCCUUUCCAACCCAUGCUUCCCUGGUACAAAGUGCACCAGUUUCCGUGACGGCUCAUUUGAGUGUGGCAAGUGCCCACUUGGCUACAGUGGUGAUGGGAUUACCUGCACAGACAUUGAUGAAUGCAAAGAGGUCCCAGAUGCUUGCCAUACUCACAAUGGAAUUCAUCGUUGUGAGAACACUGAGCCAGGAUACAACUGCCUCCCCUGUCCUUCACGUUUCUCUGGUCCCCAACCUUUUGGAAGAGGUGUGGAAGAGGCAACUGCUAAAAAGCAGGUGUGCACUCCCCGCAACCCUUGCAAGGAUGGUAGCCACAACUGCCAUAAAAAUGCGAACUGCAUAUAUUUGGGCGUCUACUCCGAGUCAAUGUUCCGCUGUGAAUGCAAGCCAGGAUAUGCUGGGAAUGGCCGGAUUUGCGGAGAGGACAGUGACCUGGAUGGAUGGCCUAACACUGAUCUGCCUUGUGUGGAGAACGCCACUUAUCACUGCAAAAAGGAUAACUGCCCCAAUCUUCCCAACUCUGGCCAGGAAGACCAUGACAAAGAUGGCCUUGGGGAUGAAUGUGACCAUGAUGAUGACAAUGAUGGAAUUCCCGAUGAUAGGGAUAACUGUCCAAGAGUGUACAACCCUGCCCAGUAUGAUGCAGACAGGGACGAUGUUGGUGACCGCUGUGACAACUGUGUGUUUGAGGCUAAUACUGACCAAACAGACACAGACAACAAUGGAGAGGGAGAUGCCUGUGCUGUCGACAUUGAUGGUGAUGGUAUUCUGAAUGAGAAUGACAACUGCCCAUAUGUGUACAAUGUUGACCAGAGAGACACAGACAGAGAUGGUGUUGGAGAUCACUGUGAUAACUGUCCCCUCGAGCACAACCCAGACCAGGUUGAUUCUGACUCAGAUCGUAUUGGAGACAAGUGCGAUAACAACCAGGACAUUGAUGAGGAUGGUCACCAGAACAACUUGGAUAACUGCCCAUACAUUCCCAAUGCCAACCAGGCUGACCAUGACAAAGAUGGCAAAGGUGAUGCUUGUGACCAUGAUGACGACAAUGAUGGCAUUCCUGAUGAUAAAGACAACUGCCGAUUGGCUUUUAACCCUGAUCAACUGGACUCUGAUGGUGAUGGCCGUGGAGAUAUUUGCAAGGAUGAUUUUGACCAAGACAAUGUCCUGGACAUCCAUGAUGUUUGCCCUGAGAACUUUGCCAUCAGUGAAACAGACUUCCGCAGAUUCCAAAUGGUACCCUUGGAUCCCAAAGGCACCUCUCAGAUUGACCCCAACUGGGUGGUGAGGCAUCAAGGCAAAGAGCUGGUGCAGACUGUCAACUGCGAUCCUGGCAUUGCUGUUGGUUACGAUGAGUUCAGUGCUGUGGAUUUCAGUGGAACGUUCUUCAUCAACACAGACAGAGAUGAUGAUUAUGCCGGGUUUGUGUUUGGCUACCAGUCCAGCUCCCGCUUCUACACAGUGAUGUGGAAACAGAUCACACAGACCUACUGGUCCCACACACCCACUAGAGCUCAAGGCUACUCUGGCUUGUCAAUCAAAGUUGUAAAUUCCACCACAGGGCCUGGCGAACAUCUCAGAAAUGCUCUGUGGCACACCGGAGACACCGCAGGACAGGUCCGUACUCUGUGGCACGACCCUAAGAACAUUGGCUGGAAGGACUUUACCGCCUAUAGAUGGCACCUAACCCACAGACCCAAGACUGGACUUAUUAGAGUGGUCAUGUAUGAAGGCAAGAGAAUCAUGGCGGAUUCUGGAAACAUUUAUGAUAAGACAUAUGCUGGUGGGCGACUAGGCUUGUAUGUCUUCUCUCAGGAGAUGGUUUACUUCUCAGACCUCAAAUAUGAAUGCAGAGAUACAUAAUUGCACCACAGAGCCUUCUGGAAGAAUGUAUCAGCGUAGGCCUACAUCAGUUUCAGUUUCAUUUAUUUGUCCUCUGAGAAAUGCACAAUGGAGGAAGGUUGAGCAAAGGAGAUAAGGGAGAGAAAGGGACCUCAGGAGUCGAAGCCAAAUAAAAAGGAAAAGUUAACUGCACAAAUUGGGCGUGCAGUUCUGCUAAGAAGAAAUCGCCUCUCUUUCUCUGUCUGCGCUGAGCUGCAUCAGAAGAGGGCCACAUUUUAUUGCUUUGCACAACUGAACUGUUAUUCCUCUAUGGAUGAGGGAGAAAAGGGAAGAGAGUUGUUCUUUUUUUAUAUUUUUACACUAAUUUUGAGCAUUAACAUACAUCUGCUGUGGACUGAAUGAUACAGUACUCAGAACAAAGAAAGUAUUAAAAGACAUUUUUAAGGAUGGGGUAAAAGAAAAGCAGAAAGUAAUCCCCUGUGAAGGAACUGUUGAGGGACUGUGGACAGUAAAGAAUGACUGUUCUUAUUGAAGAGAGUGAAUGUUGUGUUUUUUAUGCAUGAGUGACACCAAAAAAGAAUAGAAAUGAAGACAUUAAUAUCUGAAUUUAAUUAUAAUUUUCCUGGUGACCCCCUCACUUGGCUGCAGAUACAAUGUCCUGGCCCAAAAAAUACUCUUCUCAGGAAAGAAAAACCGUGAGCAGGAGAACUUGGAACACAAUUUGUAUUUAUAUUAAAAUUUCAAUUAUAGUGAAGGCCAGCUAUCUUUAUUCUUUCAUCAAAGAGGUUUUAAUUUUAGCUCCUCACUGCAUCUUGCUAUCAUUAAAUAUUAUGAGCAACCUUCUAUGGUUAACAUCCUCUAAAUAUAUGCAGUUACUUCUAAUUAUGUGAAGUAGAAAACAACUGUGUCCUGCUUUCUGCACAGUGUGCAUGAUGGCGUGCCUGGGUUUGAGUGUUUUUGACAAAGGAGGGAAAAAAGGAAACCCUUUAUGUACAAAUAUUACCUCAUUGUUUUUAUUAAGGCCAGCAAUACAAAAGAAACACUUGUUUUUAGUAACAGAGUAUAAAUUUGUUGGCUUACUUUUUUAAAAGCAAGACUAUUAUCAUUCAUAUGCUGUAUAUAAGAUAUUUUUCUAGUACAAGAAACUCGAACAGGAAAGGAUUAAAAAGAUGUUUUGAAUAUGUUUUGCAUUAUGUAUUACUUGUGCCUUUUUGAUAAAUUAUUCUGUUUUUUGUCAUUUGUGUAGAUAUAUGCUAUUUAAAUAAUUUAUCUCGAGGUGUAACCUCCUAUGGAAGCGUUUCUAUCUGUAUAAACCUUUUUGCACACUGACAUGAGGAUGUCUUUGUUAUUUUGA
This is a messenger RNA of Gambusia affinis (western mosquitofish), 5034 nucleotides long. RefSeq names its product thrombospondin-1-like. The transcript has 22 exons. Gene Ontology annotation, molecular function: protein binding; calcium ion binding. The record is from RefSeq and is a predicted model, not a curated record. The coding region runs from base 183 to 3701 and encodes 1172 amino acids. Gene Ontology annotation, cellular component: extracellular region. Gene Ontology annotation, biological process: cell adhesion; negative regulation of angiogenesis. NCBI's taxonomy places the organism in Eukaryota, Metazoa, Chordata, Actinopteri, Cyprinodontiformes, Poeciliidae.